CUCGACUACCUAACACGGGCCCGUCGCGUUCUCUAAGCCCUCGUAGGCUAUCCCUAUUCCAUGGCGAAUGCCUCGCGGUAGCAUCGCAAGUGCCUGAACGUCGUCGCCUAGCGACUGGCUGCUUGUUCGCCCCUCAAUCAUGGGUUCGCAUUACUUUCGGCAGCCCAGGGUGGCUGCUACGGCGACUUUGACUCUAGAUGCUUCUUGCACCCCUUAUACCCUCCCCUCGAGCGGUCUAUUGCACAUCCCCGGAGCCGAACCGACCUUUUUAACUGCCAACGCCGUGUACUCGCCUCUCUGCACCCCUACCCCCCUCCCUCAACCCGCUAUCAUCGCCAAUGGAGCCUUCGAUUUGGACCAAACAUCAUCGGAUUCCGGUCCCCAAUUCUCCGACUUUCGCGAUCCUUUCUACGCUUCGAUAUUUCCUCAAUGUUAUGCCCUCGCUGCCACGACCGUUCUUGCUUAUCUGCUUCUAAUCAUGCUUGUUAUUGCGCCUCGAUCCUUUCUUGAUGGAGGGGUUGUCGUUUUAGGCCGACGUGGAUUUACGAAUGGACCUUCAAAUGGUAUUAGCAUUGGGGGACGUCCGUGGUUACAGAAGGUCGCGGCUUUAACCGUCGCUAUCUCUCUAUCCAUUGCUACAGCGGAUACUUUCCGCGUAGCUGAAAAACAGUAUGCGUUGGGAAUUCAGAACGCACAGCAACUCCAGGAGGAUGUGCUGGGAGGAACCCAGUUGAAGGCCAUCCAGCUUAUCUCCGAUACGUUCCUUUGGCUGGCCCAAGCCCAGACACUUAUACGAUUAUUCCCCCGACAGCGCGAGAAGGUUAUCAUCAAGUGGACGGCCUUCUCCCUCAUUACCUUGGACGUUAUUUUCGGUGCCCUUAAUAGCUUCCAUUAUACCAAGCAGGGAAACACUAGGCCACGCAGUUUUACGGAUGCUGUGCCAGCGCUUAGCUAUUUAUUUCAACUAUCUUUAGGCCUGUUAUAUGCUGCGUGGGUGCUCUAUUAUUCACUCAUGAAGAAGCGAUAUGCCUUCUAUCACCCCCUCAUGAAGAAUAUUUGCCUAAUGGCAGCUCUUUCCAUAAUAUCAAUUCUUGUUCCCGUCAUCUUCUUCGUCCUCGAUAUAGCGAAGCCCGAAUUCACUGGAUGGGGUGAUUAUGUUAGAUGGGUCGGUGCCGCUGCAGCAAGUGUUGUGGUAUGGGAGUGGGUUGAACGAAUCGAAGCCUUGGAACGGGAAGAAAAAAAGGAUGGAGUGUUAGGCAGGGAGGUUUUCGACGGUGACGAAAUGAUGGAAGUAUUUCCCUCGGAUCUUUCGUGGUCUCGGCGGCGAAAGAACAAGAGAAAAAGCGAGGAGGAUGAUGAUGAGGGGGAAAGUGGUAACAGUUCAGUAUCAAGUAGUCGAGGCAAUAUGUGGCCGGCCAUGUCAUCCAUCGCUAGCCGAUAUAGGUCGAGGACGGAGGAUAGUCCGGAUGGGAAGCAGCAAGCUACUACGACGGGCAGGUCGGCCACACGGUUUUUACAACCUCCAUUAUGGCCGUCUCGACCGCCUCCAGCAGUUACGCCGGUAAGCAGGACGGAUACUGCGAGCGCUGAUAGCACCGUUUAUGCGGUGCGAUACCAGCCCCUUACAGAGACGACUUCGAGGACUACAGACGAUAGGCACGGUCGACCCUUGUCUAGAAGCAAUAGUGCGACCUCAUCCGCAUCAAGUCCAGUAGCAGAAAGCAAUGAGCAGCCUGGGAACAUACCGCCAUCACAACAACUCUCAUCAGCGCGCGCAACGGAAAGAAACAAGGGGGCGGAAGGGCAUUCGAGCCGCUGGAAUUACUUGAACCCAUUCCAGCGUGCUGCAAAAGAGCCCCCGGCGGAGGUUCUUCCACACACGAUGCCUAAGCAACCGAAGCCUCGGCGUAAUUACGAAAGCACUGGUAGAUGGGACUUUAGGGGACGGGUAGAAAUGUUUGCCGCCACCCAAGCAGAGAGAAUUCUAGAAAGGAUUCGGCCAACUCCCGAUACGGAUAGCUUACCAGUGACUGUCAUACCCGCGCCUCCGCGUCGCGGGGCAGCUCUCGCCCAACUAUUGGAGGAAGAGGAACUACAAAUAGAGGCACAUGGGCAACGAAUAUCGGCCUCCUCGCCACCAGCGCAUUCGCCAAGGAGUACGACCGGACCCAGGCCACAUUUGCACCACGUAUCUAGACAUAGUAGUACGGCAUCAACCGCACCCAGGCCGAGUCUAGGUCCAGCGGAAAGGAAUAGCCCAUACGCUCAUAGGCCGCUUAAUACGCGCGAUACCAACUCGUCGACGACCCCAACUUAUAGGAAUGGUGGCGACCAACGAGAAAGAACUACCAGCGAAAGGCGACCAGUGGACGAUAUACUAGGCGAUGACUACCAUGCAUCAUCGCCUGUGUAGACAUUUCCGAUCCAACUCUAUCGAAUCUUGCUGUGAUGUAAUGGUAGCGUGGCGCUUGGGGUGCUUGUUUUGUUUUGGUUGCAUUUAUACGGGCGCAUUGG
Daldinia caldariorum is the source of this 2514-nucleotide messenger RNA. RefSeq names its product pH-response regulator protein palH/rim-21. Gene Ontology annotation, cellular component: plasma membrane. Bases 140 to 2413 code for a protein of 757 amino acids. The record is from RefSeq and is a predicted model, not a curated record. Gene Ontology annotation, biological process: cellular response to pH. The transcript has a single exon. Lineage: Eukaryota; Fungi; Ascomycota; Sordariomycetes; Xylariales; Hypoxylaceae.